AAGGAUUUACCCUGGCCCCAGGCUCAUUAACUUCUGUGCUGGAUCCUGUUGGAUACACAUAAGACAAUCAGGUACAACACAUCAGCCUAACAACUGUUGGAUGUGUUGUUGUGACGGGUAGAUAUUUCAACGAUUGUGUUCGACAACAUCAACAGUUACCACUGUAUCAUUGUGUGCUAGAUAAAACGUCAAUUAACGAAUUCACUGGGAGGAGUUGAAUGAUCUAACACUGACUUAACUGUUGACUCAAGCUCAGCGUCCAUAUUGCGUCUACCCUGUUCAGAGUCAGUGCAAGAAAGUUAUGACGCUGGCGUCAUCUAUAGUGGUGGCUUUAAUUAGUCUGAUCCACACCGCUAAAAUUGAUGCAGGUUUGACCUGCCUGGCGUGCUCCUACACGUUUGCUGGAGAAGACGGCAGCACGGACCUCCAGUGUGUCACAGAUGUGUACAACUUCACGCGUACAUUCCACGUCUCGUGUACACACGUGUGUGUCACUAAAACAGUUUAUACCAGAGAUUACAAGCGCAUCAACUCGAUAGCCCGGGGGUGUGGGUUCGAAGAGGUCAACAAGUGCGACCUGCCGGACAGCGUGUACCCCACCUGUGAGGUGUCCUGCAAGUCACGUGACGCCUGCAAUGACCAGUCAGGUGACCUGUGGUCCAUGAUGGGGGACCCUGGGAACGGUUCACCUGAAACCUCCGUCUCUGCCGUCACCUGGGUCUUGUUACACCUGGCUGUGUUGUGUAAGACGAUGACGUCAGAAUAAACUCAUAAUUGUUGUUAAUCA
Physella acuta is the source of this 787-nucleotide messenger RNA. RefSeq lists its product as uncharacterized. The record is from RefSeq and is a predicted model, not a curated record. NCBI's taxonomy places the organism in Eukaryota, Metazoa, Mollusca, Gastropoda, Physidae.